Adineta steineri is the source of this 1104-nucleotide messenger RNA. Lineage: Eukaryota; Metazoa; Rotifera; Eurotatoria; Adinetida; Adinetidae. The record is from the annotation of a GenBank genome assembly.
AUGUGGCAAUCUCGAUGUAUACAAGAAAUCAAAAUGCAUGUUAAUGAGCAACUUCACAUUCUUAGAUGUGAUUAUGAUCGUCAACGACGUUUUUUUGAUGAGAAACGUAAUGAAAAUCUUCAUACAGCAAGUUUUUUUUAUAAAUCAAAACAAACUACUGAAUUUAAUGAACUACGUAAUGCUUGUCAGUUAUUGCAGUUUCAAGUGGCACAACUCACAUAUGUGCGCAAAGAACUAGAUCGUCCUGAAGUAAUUACUGGCAAAGAACAGUUAAAUUCACAUCUAUUUCCAUCUGAAAAUGGUCGAAGAAGAUUGACGAUUGGAGACGAUGGCAUAACGGCAAACAGUGAAUAUAACAUCGUAGAAUCAUCUUAUAAACGAUCAUCAUUCAUUCCGACUGAAAUGCAUCAAAAGCCAUCAGUUGCUUCAUCUUUGAUCGUAAAUGAUACACAAGUUCAUCAUACGAAUAGUAAUCAGCUUAUUAGUAAAUGUCCUAUAUGUUAUAUGAUAUUUCCAUCAAAUAUGAGCUAUCAUAAUCGGCAUCAACAUAUCAAUGAACAUAUGAUAGAUGAUCAAGAUAACAAUGAAUGGGAAGAAGCAACGAAUCAAAUAGACAAAUGGUGCACUGAGAACACUGAAAAAAUUACUAAUCAUGCGAAUCAACAAAAACACCUUCUUAACGAUGCUUAUAACCAGCAGAAACUUCUUUUUAGAGAACAACGUAAUGAAAAUCUUGAAACUGCUAAUAUUUAUCAUACUGCAAAACAAGAUGAUCUGUUUAACGAGUUACUUGAAGCAUGUCAAUCAUUAAAAUAUCAAAUAGCUACAUUUAGAUAUCCAAAGUAUGAAACAGUGUAUCUAGAAGUCAUAAGCACUGCUAGAGAUGCAGCUAGGCGUCGAAGAAGAAUGAAAAAGAUUGCUGAUGACAAGGUAGAAAUAAAUAACGAUAUAAAAACUUCCAACUCUGAACAAACAAACGAACAACAGUCAUCAAAAGCAGAAUCUAAGACUAUGAGUGAUAAAUGUCCUAUGUGUUUUAUGAUCUUUCCAAUAAGUAUGACGUAUGAUGAUCGUCAACAACAUGCCAAUGAGCAUAUGGAAUGA